Messenger RNA from Acytostelium subglobosum LB1, 1731 nucleotides. RefSeq lists its product as hypothetical. The record is from RefSeq and is a predicted model, not a curated record. The coding region runs from base 1 to 1731 and encodes 576 amino acids. The transcript has a single exon. NCBI's taxonomy places the organism in Eukaryota, Evosea, Eumycetozoa, Acytosteliales, Acytosteliaceae.
AUGUAUAAACGUUAUGACCUCAUCUCAAACAAAGACUAUGCCAACGAUACAAUACUACGCCUGUCACUAGUGUGCAAGAAGUGGGCACAGCAGGUCGUACCGUUUCUCACGCACUCCACCUACAUUGUCAACUCAAAACCCCUGCUGUCAAGCUAUCUGAAGCUGUCUGGCUACGGUCUGCUCUAUCCCAACAUGUUGCUGCCGUUCAAUGGCAGCAAGAUGCUCAACUUUAUCAAGAAGUUCCCCGAGAAGUAUCCCUACUCAUUCGAGUCGCUUCGACUGGACAUUGACCGGCGCCAAGUCCGCCACGCGCCCGACUCUGUGAUCCCUGCCGACGUCUACAAGAUGUUGAUCACCGACACUCUUCACUCGAUCCAGUUCCACUCGGCACAGUUCCAGUACAACGAUAUGGAGAACCUACUCACUGCGAUCAAACAAAGUGAUCAGUGCGCAAUCACAUCAAUCGAUCUGUCCAACGCAUUGAUCUCUGCUAGCUCCUUGCAGCUACUGGCAGACAUUGUCGCAACCUCCAAGAUACUCGUCUCUCUGUCGUUGUACCAGAGUACUUGCAGGAACCUAAUGUCACAGGCAAGUGGAUCAACGUCCACCUCCACUCCGACACAGGCGUUUAUCAACGCACUGGGGGUCAACAAGUCGAUACUUAGACUUGACAUACAGUCAUUUGAUGCCGUCGACACUGCAGCCAAUUUCUUCCCAAUGAUUCAAUCGUUGUGCACUGGCAGCUGCCCUGUUGAGAAGCUCUACCUCACAAUGCCGUCCGACUCUGAUAUCAUGUCCAACUAUGACAACAACGGAAUGUUCCCAUCGAAUCCCACGAUCAGCACACUGCGCAAGCUCAAGAUCAACAUGAUGCCACUGGCUACGAGAUCGUUUAUCACAUUCAUCAAGGCGCUCAAGAAGGAUCUUAUCUCAAUCGACCUCGCCGACUCAAACUUCUCCUCAUACUCUUACGAAGCUGUUUUGCAAUCACUGCCAAAUGUACUCAAUCUCAAUAUCUCGUCGUGUACCGUUCGCGAUCCGGGCUCACAGCCAGUGUUGCACGAUGAGAACAACGCCUUCUCAGCGCAAGGCGGUACGCACUUCCAGCCAUACGACAUGUUGUUCAAGUUCCACACUCACCUCACCAAGCUAUUGCUGCGAUCGUUUGGAAUGUCCGACGAGGAGGCUCGUCAUUUGUUCGAGUUGCUAAAGAGCAAUCAUACAGUGACCCAUCUCAACAUUGGCAACAACCAACUAUCCUGCACCAACGAGCUGGUGGCACUGAUCUGCACAAACACGACGCUGUCCACACUUAUAAUGGAUCAUAACAGAUUCUGCAACGAGUUUGCCAAGUUAUGUCUGGCAUUGAAGCUGUCCAAGAGUCUGACCAGCGUGGAUCUUAGCAGUAAUCAGAUCUCUGAUGAGCAGGGUGUUGCACUGUCCGAAUACAUCUCGAAUAGCACCUGCAUCCGCCAUCUCAAGCUGGCCAGGAAUGGCUUCAGAUUGCUGACCACCCAUCGCCUGGGCUCAGCAUUGCGCAUGAACCGCUCACUAGUUACCUUUGACUUUUCCGAUCACAUUCUGGAUCAGAUCGCAAUGGAGAACAUACUUGAUGGCGUGUGCGAUCACCAGACCAUCUCAGUUGUCGUUCUCAGGAAUGUUGAGGGUAAGUCAGACAUGUUGUCCUCGCUCCUCCAGACAUUGGGACUGCGUUGCAUUGUCAUAUUUUAA